Molecule: messenger RNA, 735 nt
Organism: Carcharodon carcharias (great white shark)
Lineage: Eukaryota; Metazoa; Chordata; Chondrichthyes; Lamniformes; Lamnidae
Product: histone H1.3-like
Exons: 1
Coding region: 1-735 (244 amino acids)
Biological process (GO): nucleosome assembly
Cellular component (GO): nucleosome
Molecular function (GO): DNA binding
Source: RefSeq, a predicted model, not a curated record
AUGGUGGACACCGAAUCGGUCGGCAUGGACUUUCCCGCUCCAGCCGCCUCGCCGCCGCCGGCCCCGCCUCCUCCUCCACCGCCCCCUCCCCCACCCCCUCCACCGGACGAGGCCGAGGGGCUGGACAUCGCGGUGAAGAAGAAGCGGCGGCCGUACCGCCAUAGGAAGUUUGGCUGCACCGUGGCCGAGCAGAUCAUGAAGGCGGUGGCGGCCACGAAGGAGCGGCGGGGCCUGUCGGUGGCCGCCAUGAAGAAGAUGCUGACGGCCAGCGGCUGCAAGAGGGCGCGUGGCAGCAGGUCGCGGGCUCACCGCUCCGUCCCCCACCUCGCCAAGCCGGGCUCGCUGGCCAAGACGCCCGGCAGCCUCGCCGCCUCGACCUCCGUCAGGGCGGCCAGCGCAGGCGGCGAGCUGCAGCCGGCCGCCACGAACAAGGCCGCGGUGCAGCCGCCGCUCCCCUUCCCUGCGUCCAGAAAGAAGCCGCGGAGGAAAGCGGCGGCCGCCCGGCUGAGGGGGAGGGCGGCCAAGCGGCGGGGCAAGCCGGUCAGCCAAUCGCCGAGAAGCAACAAAAGGCGAACUUACCGGGGCAGGAGGCCGAGCGCCUUCCCGAAGGUCCCCAGGAUGAGGAGGAGGUUGACCGACGUCCACCGGCCGCGUGGAGAGUCCGAUUUGCGCUGCCUCGAGCCGCAAGGCGGGCAGCCGAACUGUGGGGAGAACGGCUCUUCUGAGAGCCAAUAA